AGAGAAACCGGAAGUAGCUCACCAACUAACUCACGUGUACAACAUGAAAAACAGAAGAAAACACAACAAUGAGCCGAAAAAGGCUAAAUUCAAACCAGGAUCCAAGAAAAGGGAGAACAAAUGCAUCAUAACGUUUGACGACAAAGACAGACAGGAAUAUCUCACCGGCUUCCAUAAACGAAAAGUGGAACGGAGGAAGGCGGCGGUGGCAGAGCUUCGAAAGAAAAUCAAGGAAGAGCAGAUCAGAGUCAGAGAAGAAAGGCAUAAGGAAUACAUAAAGAUGCUGAAGGAGAGGACGGACGCUCUCGCGGAGGCCGAAGACGAUCUGGAAGAUGCCAUAACCGCCACGACGGAGUCUGUGCAGUACGAUCACCCGAACCACACAGUUACCGUGACGACCAUCAGUGAUCUUGACCUGACGGGGGCUCACCUGCUCGGUCCUGCAGCACACCAGGCUGACGGAGGGAACGAGGACGAAGAAAAGGGUGAAGAAGAAAAAGAAGAGGAGAAAACACUUGCGAUGCCGAAAAAAGCCGGGAAUCCAAUCGUCAACAAAAAGAUCCGCUCCAUGACGGCGGCGCUUAACACUUACACCACCAAGCGGAAGAGGAAAGGGAAGCAGGAAGGCCGAGGCAGACAGGGCCAUCCGACAGACAAGAGACCGGCCAUCACAGAGAGCAAACACAAAGGCGGAAAGACCAGCAAGCGGCAGAGACGUCGACAGACUGGGAAGAGGGUGCAUCAUCAGGAAUGAGAGGGUGUAGAAAGCCCACGUCGGGUCUAAAUCCUGAAGACUUUGUGUGUCAAUAAACUGGACUUUGGAGUAUUUAUGCCCCCGUGUUUGAGCAGAAUGUGCCGAGAAGUGUCUAAAAAUGAAGCUGAUGUGGACGCUCCGUGCUGGAACCUGCCUCUUGAAGUCUCAUGGUCAUAUUUGUGCGUUUUUCAGCUGUUUUUCUAGUGUUUUUUCUGAACAAACUUCACUGUAUUAACUUCAAUUUUAAUUAAAAUAAAAAUCCAUCUUUCCUAAUGA
Messenger RNA from Stegastes partitus (bicolor damselfish), 1030 nucleotides. RefSeq names its product nucleolar protein 12 (gene nol12). Bases 44 to 754 code for a protein of 236 amino acids. Lineage: Eukaryota; Metazoa; Chordata; Actinopteri; Pomacentridae. Gene Ontology annotation, molecular function: rRNA binding. The record is from RefSeq and is a predicted model, not a curated record. The transcript has 6 exons. Gene Ontology annotation, cellular component: nucleolus.